Messenger RNA from Anopheles stephensi (Asian malaria mosquito), 3106 nucleotides. RefSeq names its product alpha-tocopherol transfer protein-like. The coding region runs from base 1997 to 2980 and encodes 327 amino acids. Gene Ontology annotation, cellular component: membrane. The transcript is spliced from 3 exons. NCBI's taxonomy places the organism in Eukaryota, Metazoa, Arthropoda, Insecta, Diptera, Culicidae. Gene Ontology annotation, molecular function: phosphatidylinositol bisphosphate binding. The record is from RefSeq and is a predicted model, not a curated record.
ACCGCCGGUUCAUCUCUCUCUGUGUCUUUCUUUCUUUCUCCGCCCGUUCGAGUCUCGGUAAGUCGCUUCUUUUCUCUUCUUCCCACCUGUGCCUGGCUCACGUGGGGCAACUGGUUUCGAGCGUUUGAUUUUCGAUGCCGGAUGAAGGAACAUUGGAGACACAAUGCUGGCGUGGAAUGCGAUCAGUGGGAGCAUCAGCGGGGAGCCUGAACUGAUUGGUGGUGGCGUUGUUGUUGUUGUGCCGUGGGUAUUACAGACAGGGUGGCGAAAAUUAGGCAGUUCACGGUGGGCCUCCGGUAUCUGUCUUGCCAUAUGGUAAAUUUUAAUCUGCGUCAGCUGACCAAACGAGCAGCCGAGGAGUCCGAGUCCGAGUCUUCCGAGCUUGGCUAACGUGUGUUGCCGUUGGCGCGUAGCCUUGUGCCGAAAUGCAAAACUAUAAAAUCGAGUAUGUCGUCAAUCGAUGUUAUGGUGUCUCAUUCCUGCCUGUUUUGUGCAAUAGGUCCCAGUCUAUUAUUGGGCACACGGCGCAGAUAGAUACUGCGGACGUUUUCGCAAACACACACAAGUUCACCCUUUUCGCUAGCCGAUCGGUGAUCACAACCGCACAGAAAAAAAAACUGGACCAUUUAACCUUUGCAGUCGUUCCGUGCUACGCCUCUGCUACUACUACUACUGCUCAGGGGAAGGAACGAAAAAUGGCGCACCAUAAUCUGGUUUCAAAGGAUGCCAGGAGAUUCAAGGUCUUGUCUUGGUGUCCCGCCCGGUAAGGUAAACCGGUGUACCAAGAGUGUUCCGGUCGUGGCCAAACGGUGUUGACACGGUGACAAACCAAAACCCGAAAUGCGAGUGUAAUCUCCUGUCGGAAAUGUUUGCGCUUGUAGCAGACAAACAUUUGCUUUGUUUUGGAACUGCUUUUGCUGAACUUUUCGGUCGCGUUCCGGAGCUUGGCUGGUUAAUGGAACAACCAACAGCGUAAUGGAUAGUGGUAGAAUUGUAGCUGACUUACAAGGGUCCCCCCAGGUCCAUCAUCGUGGGAGCCACACUAGGUGUGUGAAGGACAGAUGCGCUGCUCACCCUUACCAUCCAGAAUAGGUCAUGGUCGACACUCCUUUGCGCCUACUCCUGCUGCUGCUUUUCCAGUUUUGCGCCUCCGUACUUGAUCGUUCGUCCGGUCAGGAUAAGAGCGAGUUGUUAACAAACCUCCUUCCCCCGUAGGGUUUGACCCUCCACAGUAAUGAGACACGCGACGAGCCUCGUUGCAUAACCUCAAUUUCAUGACUGCGAAAUCGAAGCGGCAAAUAAGACGCGUUUCUGUCAACGUCAUCACCCUUUCGUGCAACACACAAUCGAGGGCUUCUGUUUUCACUCGGGAUACAAUCUUCUCGCAACAACGUGACCGGGGUGUGUGUGUGUGUGUGUCUUUUAAUUACUUUUUUUGUGUGCUCGUCACAGCACUACACAAAAUACGCCUGUUGCGAGAUUGUUGAGGAUCGGUUUUGGAUCGUUUGGAGGUUUAGGCUUUUCGGCGUUUCUCGAUCGAUCUACACUUUCGGAGUUUUUUGAUGGGAAAGUAGUGUUGAUGGGUGGAUGUGGCCAUGUUUAGCUAACUGUCACGCAAUUUCCUUAUGUCACUAUGGCGCUCGGCUGCUACUGCCAACCCGGUAGUAUCUUGGCGACUGAGUUCUCGACCCUAUUCUAGAGCAACCUGUCUGAACUCUCUCUCUCCCUCUCUCUAUCUCCCUUUCUGCUCAACUGUGUACUAUGCGAGAUGCACUGCCGCGUGCAAAACGAAUCAUUAUCAUGUAAUUGCAAAUGUGCGUGUGAAGUCUGGACACAAGCAUUAGACAAUUAGCGAAUGUACCACCCCGGCAGCGUCUUCGAAGACGGGGUAAAAUCGCACAAAGGCCCACAGAGUUCCGCCGAGUGCUGCCAAUCCGUUAUUGACCUGAAAGUGUAAAUUUGUGGCUCAAAAAAAGGUGUCACUUCCUGCUUUACCAUGCACUACGAAGAUGACAUGGACAAGCGUCCACGGGCGUACGUCCCAUAUCGAUCGACACUAGACGAGCGUGACCGUGCGCUGGCUGCGAAGGAACUGCACGAGAAUGAAGACACCCGGGACGCGUCAAUCGCACAGUUGCGUGAGUUUAUCGCGAAACAUCCACAGAUAGUGCGAUGCCGCACGGAUCCGGUGUUCCUGUUGCGGUUUCUUCGCUACCGGAAGUUUAAUGUGACCGAAGCGUGUGCAACGCUGGAAGGUGGGUUGGCGUUUCUGAUGCGCAUGAGAACUCUUUACGGUGAGGAGGUCAACACCUUCCAUCCGAAUGUGCAGCGUAUGCUCGAGCUGGACGCGAUCGUCCCGCUUGGGUUCGAUCGGAAGCGACGGAUGGUGAUUUUGGUGCGUGUCGGUGCGAUGGAUCCGAAGGACACAACAGCGCUGCUGCAGAUGCGGCUCGGUGCGUUGGUGAUAAAUACGUGCUUGGAGUACGAGCGAACCCAGGUGCAUGGGACGGUGUGGAUAGUGGAUUGUUCCGGCAUGACGAUGGGCCAUGUGGGUGCAUGGGGUCUGAGCGAGGUGAAGAUGAUGGCCGACUCGAUCAAUGAGGUGGUGACGAUGUUCGUGAAGGAAGUGCAUAUGGUACAGGUGCCGAGAGUUACCUGGAUGAUCCUGGACCUGCUGCUGCCAUUGCUGAGCCCUAAGAUACGCGAUCGAUUCAAGUUCCAUCGAACACAGGACGAACUGCGCAGCGCAAUCGAUGGCUCGAUCCUACCCACCACGUACGGUGGCGAGCAAAGCUUCAAACAGGCUGUCGAGAACUUUCGAGACAUGUUCGAAGCGCAAACACGCUGGUUCAAGCUCGAACAGCAGUUCCUUAUGGAUCUUUCCAUACCGGCGCCAGGUACGGCACGCAACCGCCAACGGAACGAGUUCCCGGGCGAAGAGGCCAUGGUUGGAAGCUUCCGGAAGUUGACCGUCGAUUGAUGGGCGGCUCGGUUUGCGGGAUGCAUACAUCUACCGAUGCCGUGCCCCCUGAGGGCGAUGCGAUCAGUAGCCCAAUUCCGGUUGUGUGGCAUUCCGGAAAACCAGAAUACGCACAAUCCCAAACUA